This is a messenger RNA of Trifolium pratense (red clover), 762 nucleotides long. Its product is annotated as calvin cycle protein CP12-2, chloroplastic-like. Gene Ontology annotation, biological process: negative regulation of reductive pentose-phosphate cycle. Gene Ontology annotation, cellular component: chloroplast. The coding region runs from base 253 to 654 and encodes 133 amino acids. The record is from RefSeq and is a predicted model, not a curated record. NCBI's taxonomy places the organism in Eukaryota, Viridiplantae, Streptophyta, Magnoliopsida, Fabales, Fabaceae. The transcript has a single exon.
UAUUUGCAUCACUAAAUUCAAGUGAGCUAGAAAGAUUUCUAACAAAGAUAUAUUUUAUCUUCAAAUAAUAAUAAUAAAAUUACGUAAAAGAAAUAAUAUCUUAAGAUAUAUCCAACGUGGGAACAUAACAAGAGGUUGUGAAAAAGAUAAGAAGUAUGCGUCCAGAAAUAUUCAAUAGCAUGAGUUAUAUACCUGGCUAUAACAUAUCCCUAACUUCAUUAAAUUAAACCUCAUAAACUCAAUAGCUGCAAAAUGGCAGCAACAAUGGCUGGUGUGAGUCUUUCAACUCCUAGAGUUCUUAUCAAAGGACCAGAGUCACUACAAAAGUCUCAAACCAUCAGGUUCGCACCGGUGUCGAUGCUCAACCAAAGGUGGACCGGUAAUGCCAGUUCGUGCAGGAUGGUAACCUUUCGACCGGUUCAGGCAGUACCAGAGAGCAAAACUGGGAGUGUCGAAGAGAGCAUAAAGAAUGCUGAGGAGGCGUGUGCAGGAGAUGCCACUACCGGUGAGUGUGUGGCAGCAUGGGAUGAGGUGGAGGAACUAAGUGCGGCGGCAAGCCAUGCAAGGGAUAAGAAGAAAUUAGAUUCUGACCCUCUUGAGACAUACUGCAAGGACAACCCAGAGACUGAUGAGUGUCGUACCUAUGAUAACUGAUAUACUAUCAAUAUCAAAUCUCCCUUUUAUUAUUAUUUCUGUUGUGUAUUAAUUAAUUUUUAUGUAAGCAAGAUUGAAUAAUCCAUAUAUACCAUCUUUACAUAUAAA